UCUGGAUUUGCUGUACGCUCUGAAAGUCUCCCAUCUUGUAAAUUUCCACAAAUUCUUUCAGGAAAGCCCAAGGUGUAUCAAGGUGUUAGAGUAAAGAUUACGGUUAAGGAGUUACUGCAGCAGAGGAGAGCACGACAAGCAGCAACUGGUGCAGCGGAAAAAGUGAAAAGUGGCAGUGCAGGAGGUUACCUUUGUGAUCUGCAAAAGGUUUCUUGGGGCAGCAGCAUCCAGUUUUCAGAGUCUGUGUCUCCUCACCCAGCACCUUUUGAUGCAGAACCCAUCUCUUCCGCUCCCAACUAUUGUCCAUCGUGGCAGUUUUCGAAUUGCCUCUCCUGCGAAGAAAGCCCUAGCUAUUUGGAGCAGCUGGUAGAUUCCUGUCUUCAGACAGAUGUGCCCUUAGACCCAGCCUUCAGUGCUUUCCAGACAUCCUCACACUACACCUCAGAUGCCUUCCAGCCAGUCCCACUCUGCUUUAACCAGGGCCUGGCUCCUGGAUCCCCCAAUUCAGCUGAUCUCUCCAGCACAUUAAACUAUAGCUGCUCUCCUCCUCAGCUAUCUCCUUUCACCCCGCUGACCCACAGCCCACCCUCUGCUCUGGACGCCAAGACCUAUGACUACCCUGCAGAGGAGUGGUCCUGCCAUACCCCCUCCCCAUACACCACCUCUGCCUGCUGCUGCACCGCCUGUGGCUCCCAGCAUGUGGAUGACGGGGUCCCGCAGUACUUCCCCUGCCCCAGCACGGACUGCACGGACUACCUACCGCCCAUGGCCAUGGCCGACGACUUCUUCAGAAGGGAUAGGAACUGUGACAUCUGCUAUAGCUAAUGGGGACUGUGGUUUUACACAUCCACUGUAUCCAAAUCAGAUUAAUUGCCCAUGAACUAUGCAAAGUUGCACUGCCUAACACAGUCCAGUUUAUUCUUCACUACUCACAUAUUUUCUACAUGAUGUUUUCACUACAUUAAUCCUCCUGUCUUGUAUGGUCAGGCGUGUUUUGUUGUUGUGGUGGUGGUUUGGGUGGUUUUUCCCCUGUUUGUUUUUGUUGUUGUUUUUAAAAAAUCCUAAACUGCCUUAUCAAACACAUGUCAUUAAACCAGCUCUUUUUGAUACAAAUAAAUAACUUGGUAUGCAUGCUGAAGCCUCUUCAUUCCUCACGUGCUAAAUGUCAGUGCUUUUCUCUUCUGCUAACAAUCUAGGAUCCUGGCCCUGUUCUCACAAAGGUGAGGCAGAGAGACUCUCAGCAACCUAUACAAGGAGCAACUACUCAGCAGUAUGAAAGGUCUUGCUUACCAUUUCCAGCAGAUAAAAAGUAUUUUUGCAUCUCAGCACGCAGCACACUAUUCAGAGAGGAAGCUGUGCAGCACCCUGCUCUGAGAUGGAUCUGCACCUUCUUAGACACUGCUUCUGCUCAGGCUGCCAUGAUGAUACUCUGUAGCGGUUCUUGCAGAAAAGGAAAACCAGUUUUCCAUGCGAGCUCAGGGCUUAGCCCCUGAGCCAUGCGCCAGAAAGGCCUCUCGGGCCUGCACGGAGGGUGAAUGCAGUGCCAGACUUCUUUGGCUGCUGCUCAACACCAGCUUCCCCGUGAAGGCAGAGUUUCAGUGAGAGGCUGAUGUAGUUCAGUAGCCCUUUGUAUAGUUUGGUCCGUUGAUAGCAGGUUUUCUCCACCUUUCAGCAUAAUCAACUGAACAGGAGAUAAAUGAUUAUUUUUUUAAAGUAGAUAAUGGGGAAGUUAUGUAAGAAAGGCAGGUAUUGCUUUUGCAGAGGAGAAAAGCCAUUCCCAUCAGUGGUGGCAUGACAAGGGAAUAACCAAGACAAAGAGGCUCCAGCAAACGCUUGUAGAACAUCUCUUAUCACACAGACAAAAGGACAAACUGAUUCCUACUGGAUUAGUGUCUAGAAGGGCAGUCAAACAUUUAACCAGGGCUAAUGGCAUUGAGCAAUCUUUUACCAAAAAGGAAAGAAAUAAACUAGUCAGACAAUCCCUUUAGGUGUAGCAUGAAGAGAAGUAAACAGAGGCGGGACAUGCGGGAAGAAUUUUAGGCACCUCGGACAGACUGUGAACCCUGGAGUACCCAACCAAUGGGAAACAGGGGAGGGAAAAAUUCGGCCGGGAUUAGGAAAUAAAAAGGUGUGUUUCAAGAACUGAAAGUGUGCCUACUUGCUAGGUCACCCGCUCUUGCAAGAACGUGAAUAAAAGUGUGCUUC
Chroicocephalus ridibundus (black-headed gull) is the source of this 2205-nucleotide messenger RNA. RefSeq names its product POU class 2 homeobox associating factor 3 (gene POU2AF3). Gene Ontology annotation, molecular function: POU domain binding; DNA binding. The annotation marks the transcript as partial. The transcript is spliced from 5 exons. The record is from RefSeq and is a predicted model, not a curated record. Lineage: Eukaryota; Metazoa; Chordata; Aves; Charadriiformes; Laridae.